This is a messenger RNA of Lepisosteus oculatus (spotted gar), 1002 nucleotides long. It is a transcript of the gene ttc32, whose product is annotated as tetratricopeptide repeat domain 32. Lineage: Eukaryota; Metazoa; Chordata; Actinopteri; Semionotiformes; Lepisosteidae. Gene Ontology annotation, molecular function: protein binding. The record is from RefSeq and is a predicted model, not a curated record.
GGGUCGAGUGUGUGCUAAUAUUAUCUGGCUGGCUGAUACAUGGAGGUGGAUCAGUCAAACCUUUUCAAACAAGCUAAUGCCGAGUUUCAUAAGCAACAUUUUAAAGACGCAGAGCGACUGUACACGCAAUUCAUCAAGUCUUGUGAGCACGGCAGGAACCGUUGUGUGGAAGAUCUCGCUGUGGCUUUUAACAACCGCGGACAGAUAAAAUACCUAAAAGUGGAUUUCUACGAAGCCAUGGAAGAUUAUUCUGCAGCUAUUCAAACGAAAAACAGUUUCGAAGUGCCAUAUUACAACAGAGGAUUGAUACGGUACAGGCUAGGGUUUUUUGAAGAUGCAGAGACAGACUUCAAGAAAGCACUGGAGCUGAAUCCUAGUUUCAAAGAUGCUGAACUCAGCUUGAAACAGACUUUAAUAGACAAAGAACAAAAGUUAAAAAGAGGAUAUUAAAGGGUGUAUUAUAAAACACUUGAUUUUACCAAUUUAUCACUGAUGUCCCUUGAUCACAUCUGGGAGAGGAGAAACAAACGCUCAGUAUUGCAGUUUCUAGAUGUACAAAACAUGAUAAUACAAUACACCAUUCCCAUAAUCCAAAAGAGAACAAUUUUAUUUAAUCCCUUUAAAGAAAAAAAAACAAUAAUGUGUGUUACGAUGUUGCAAAAUACAACAUCUUUGUUAAAUAGAUCAUAGAGGUGGCCCACUAUGUGAAGCAAGUUUAUAUUGCAAUUCUUUCUUUAGGGAAAAAGAGAAUGCACCAAAACGUUUGAUCUGUGCUUUUCUUCAAUACAAUUUAGUCCAAGAGUUAUUUGAAAAAAUCCUUGGUGCUCAUGGUUAGUCUUUGAAAUACGCCACUAAAGAGAGGGAACCUACAAGAAAUUCUGAAUGUAUCCUAAAAUCAUAUAAUUGGUAGAACGUAACACAGAUGGAGGCCAAUUAUGAUUUCAAAGGCCAUGGGUUGAGCUGACUGCCGAUUGCUAUUAAAAGGGGAUUAUUACAAUAGUC